AUGGGUGCCGCUGCUGCCGCUGCUAUAUUAGCCCUGGCUAUGGCAGCGCUGUUGUCGGACAUCGACACCGCAUCAGCAGCUGUCUCGCGCCCUUCUAGCGGGCCAAGCUGGCCUCCAGGUAUCGGGCCAGCCCUUGCAGCGCCGCCGUCAUGGCCGUAUCUUGAUAUCGGCCCGGCUCUUGCAAAUCCACCAUCGCCAACAUGGCGGUUUCCUCGCAAGCCGCCACAACCAUCGCCUGCUCGCAAGCCGCCGCCACCAUCACCCACUUCCAAGCCGCCACAACCAUCACCCACUUCCAAGCCGCCACAACCAUCACCCACUUCCAAGCCGCCACAACCAUCACUCACUUCCAAGCCGCCACAACCAUCACCCGCUCGUAAGCCGCCACCACCACCACCCGUCCGCAAGUCGCCGCCACCAUCACCCGUUCGCAUAUCCUCACCACCACCACCACCACCACCCGCCAGCAGCUGCGCGUUCUGCGCCAGCGCGUAUAUCACCCAACCCCUUGACCCCAUGGUUAGCUCAUCUGCAUGCCCUGAAAUCACAGCCCAGAUCCUCAGCAACACAUCUUCCCUGUACCCUAACGGCCGCGUGCGGCUGGUCAACGCCACCUGCUCGACGACCAGCCCCUUCCGUGUUACCGUCUGUUUGAUCAGUGCCCAGCCACCUGCAGUGCCGGCCAUUCCGCCGUCCUCUAUCGACAAAAUGGUCGAGGGUUGGGCGCUGACACUCCGGGAAAAUGUGGGUACCCCCUGCUUUACUUAUAGCAGGGUCGUGGCAGAGAUUCAAUCACCCACAUCUUGCUUGAGGGGCUUUUCAGAAAACGUGCUGUUUUGCGCUUAG
Messenger RNA from Volvox carteri f. nagariensis, 846 nucleotides. RefSeq lists its product as uncharacterized. The transcript has 2 exons. The coding region runs from base 1 to 846 and encodes 281 amino acids. The record is from RefSeq and is a predicted model, not a curated record. NCBI's taxonomy places the organism in Eukaryota, Viridiplantae, Chlorophyta, Chlorophyceae, Chlamydomonadales, Volvocaceae.